This is a messenger RNA of Mercenaria mercenaria, 1116 nucleotides long. RefSeq names its product tigger transposable element derived 5-like. Lineage: Eukaryota; Metazoa; Mollusca; Bivalvia; Venerida; Veneridae. The transcript has 4 exons. The record is from RefSeq and is a predicted model, not a curated record. Gene Ontology annotation, molecular function: nucleic acid binding. The coding region runs from base 1 to 1116 and encodes 371 amino acids.
AUGGCUUUGCCAGGAUGGCUCAGGGAUAAAGCCAAACUACAUGGUGCCGGCAGUUCUUUGGAGGAUUGCGGUCAGGUCAGGAAAAGAAGUAGGCUUGCUGAAGACCAGCAGCUUGAGAACACUGUGUUAACAUGGUUUAAUCAAGCUUGGUUUGAGGGUAUGUCUAUCUCUGGCUCUGUUACCCAGACACAGGCAGAAAAAUCCAUCAGGAACUGCAUGGCUCCGAGGUUGAAUUUGAUGCCUCAAACGAAUGGCUUAGUUGGUUUAAAAACCGUCGCGCAGGUGACCAUUAGAGUCAAACAACGAUCAGGGGAUGAAGCUGCAGCAGAUGUGUAUCCGGUGGGAUUACGAAAGUUGAUCGAGGUACAUGAAUUGAGUGCAGAGCCAAUCUACAACUGUGAAGACACGCUCGGACUGAACUCAAGUCAGACCAGCAGAAGACUCUUGGGUUCAAGCAAGUUAAUGAUCCAGUUAUGCUGUAACAAGGAAGGGAUGCAUAAACUUGCUCCACUAGUCAUUGGAAAGUUUGGGGAGCCGAGAUGCUUCCAUCAUGUCAACAUGAAUAGUCUUCCUGCUUUAUACAUGCACUCUUUUAAUGCAUGGAUGACUUCAGUAAUCUCCGAGGACUGGUUUCAUGAGGAGAUUGUGCCUUCUAUCAGGAAAUACCUGCACCUCACAAAAUGUCUGCAUGAAUACCUGCGUAAGUUGAACUUGAAGGAGGCACUUAAUCCGUUCGGAACAUCCUGGAAUGAAGUUGUGCAGAAUAUGAUCUUUGGGUUUUGGAGGAAGGGUUUAGGCCCAGCAGUUGAGAUGGAUGGAGAGGAUAGCUCAGACAGCAAUGAUUUUUACGGGUUCAGCAAGACUGAAGCCGCCACCACUGAGGAAGAGGAUGAGGAGGAUGAGACCCUCAUGUAUGAACCCCUUCAAGCAAUUUCUGAAGUGUUGCGGUCCCUGGGUACUGUGAUGCGCUGGAUUGAAACAUCAAAGCGUGGCACAUUAUCCAGGGUUAUGCAAGUCAGUAAUAUCAUGCACGAUACCAGGGCUGAUGCUAGAGAGAAAGUGGUACAGCGAACACUUAAGGAUUUCUUCAUCAGAGGCGGUAUGAACGAUGACUAG